Molecule: messenger RNA, 1083 nt
Organism: Xenopus laevis (African clawed frog)
Lineage: Eukaryota; Metazoa; Chordata; Amphibia; Anura; Pipidae
Gene: emc4.L
Product: ER membrane protein complex subunit 4 L homeolog
Cellular component (GO): endoplasmic reticulum membrane
Source: RefSeq, marked provisional
GAAUGACUCUUAAGAUCGUGACGUCACGAGCAUGUGACCGCUCCAUUUCUGGUUUACUAUUAUUGAGCGGUAGCGGCUUCUUCCUUUGGAUCUGCAGGACGUUUGAAUAGCAAUCCAGGACUGCGCACUCGGGACUGUUCGGUGGGUGCAGCAAUGGCAACCCCUACAAACCUAGUCACUAACCGGGGCAGGCGCUUCAAGUGGGCCAUUGAAUUUGGAAGUGGUGGAAGCAGGGGUCGUGGUGAAAGAGGGGGAUUACAAGACAGCAUGUAUCCUGUAGGCUAUUCAGACAAACAGGUUCCAGACACUAGUGUUCAAGAGUCUGACCACAUCCUGGUGGAGAAGCGAUGCUGGGACAUUGCUUUGGGGCCACUUAAACAGAUUCCCAUGAACCUGUUUAUCAUGUACAUGGCAGGGAACACAAUCUCCAUUUUUCCAAUCAUGAUGGUGUGUAUGAUGGCAUGGAGGCCAAUCCAGGCACUACUUGCAACACCAGCCACUUUCAAGCUCUUAGAAAGUUCUGGUCAACGCUUCCUCCAGGGUUUGGUGUAUCUGAUUGGGAACCUCUUGGGUUUGGCAUUAGGUGUCUACAAGUGCCAAUCAAUGGGCCUUUUGCCAACCCAUGCAUCUGAUUGGUUAGCCUUUAUUGAACCACCAGAGAGAAUGGAGUAUACAGGAGGAGGAUUCUUACUGUGAUUGCGUGAAACUGUCUUCACAGAGGAAAUGUUAAUUCCAGCUAACACUUUGAAACAGAAUAACCCUAUUGCUGUAAAUCCCACGGUUGCAUUUUAAUAAAUUAUUAUAACGUCCAUGACUGGCCAGUUCUUGCUAGACAUCCAUAUAAGAUAACAGACAUCUCUCUUCUUAUAAAACUUUAUUUGUUCUUCUGUAGUUUUGAACCCAUCCUCCACAACAAACAGGGGACAUAGACAUAAAGGCUUUUAUUGCCAGCCAUAAAACAGGCUAGACAAGGCAGCUUCUCUAUAAUGCAGCUAUUGCUAGUUUCAAUACUUUUGGUAUCUACUCUAUCCAGCAAUACAACAAAGAAAUAGAGACAGCAGUCAUAGAAUGAACAAACACAUA